UAAGAUCGUUGACGUUUAUUACUAAAUGGUUCGAUAUUCAUGAAUUAUUAAUUGUUUUUAGUUAAAUAAAUCAAUACAAAAUGGGUGACUUCUUGGCAACUAAUAACAUUUGUGGGCAAAAUCUACUACGAUUAGUAUCUCAUGGAAAUGCUGUUAUUGCAGAAUUGAUGAGAUUGAAGGACUAUGUGCCGCCAGUAUUUAGUUUGGAUACAAAACAAAUUGUACAAAAGUAUGGAUCAAUUAUAAUUGAUUUUGCAUAUUUCAAAUCAGUUAGCACUUAUGAACAGAAAAUAGAAAAUGAUCCAGUACUUCAAGAUACAGAUGAAGAGCUACGAAAUAAUUUUUCUGACUUAAUUUCAAGGUUUUAUUUAACUUUCGAAAGUAUACAUAAAUAUGUAACAGACUUGAAUCUUUAUGUAGAUGAAUUGGGAGAUGGAAUAUAUAUUCACCAGUCCAUAGAUACUAUUUUGUUUAAUGAGGAAGAAAGACAGUUAAUGUGUGAAGCAGUAUAUUUAUAUGGAGUUAUGCUACUUUUGGUGGAUUAUCAUUUUGAGGGAUGUAUAAGAGAAAGAUUACUAGUAUCUCAUUAUCGGUACAAUGCUCAACGUUCAUCUUCUACAAGAGUAGAUGAUAUAUGUAUGUUAUUACGUUCAACAGGAUUUUCUAAAACUUCUAAUAAACGACCUGCCAAUUAUCCUGAGGAGUAUUUUAAGAGAGUACCACUAAAUGACUCCUUAAUAGAACAUAUUAUUGGACGUUUGCGUUCUGAUGAAAUAUAUAAUCAAAGUCUUGCUUAUCCACAUCCAGAACAUCGCAGUACUGCUCUUUCUAAUCAAGCAUCAAUGUUAGUCAUAAUUUUAUUAUUUAAGCCGGUUGUGUUGCAUAGCCAUACUGCUAUGAUGAGAGAAAUAGUAGAUAGAUUUUUUCCUGAUAAUUGGGUGAUUAGUAUUUAUAUGGGAAUAGUAAUAAAUUUGUGUGAUUGGUGGUUACCAUAUAAAGCAGCAAGAACAGCUCUCAAUAAUACUCUUGAAUCAUCAAAUGUAAAAAUAAUUGCACAAAAAUAUGGUCAGAAAAUGAAGGUAUUGAUAUCUGAAACAGAAGAAAUACAAUUAGCAGUGACUUUAGAUGAAAGUGCAAUAGGACCAUUGGUAAAAUUAGUAAGGGAAUGUAAUGUAGUAUUACAUUGGAUACUUUUACAUACAGCAAUAUCAACUAUAUCAAUAGAAGAUUCAAAACGCUCACGUAUGCUUAGACAAUUGGUGGUAACAGAAAGCAAAUAUACAACAUCUGAUUGUCUUCAAUUGUUGCUAAGUACUGCUCAGAUUGAGCAAGGUGUUAAACAAUUGUACAAAGAUGUAUGAUCAAUAACAUAUUUUAUAUAUAAUUAAUAAUAAUUAUAUUAUUAAUCGUAAUAAUAAGAAACUAAAUGGCUUAGAGAUAAAGAAAUAUGUGUUGAACGUAUAACAGAUCUUGCCCAAAUAUUUGGUGGUAGUAGAUCACUUGAUGGUAUUGAAAGGAAUCACAAUUUACAUGCUUGGUUUAUGGAGAUAAGUAGACAUAUUGAUUCAUUGCAACAAGAAGAUGGUAGAAAAAUAGUACAGUUGUUACAGGCAUUAGAAGAAGUACAAGAAUUUCAUCAAUUAGAGAACAAUUUGCAUAUAUCACAAUAUUUAGCCGAUACACGUGAAAUUUUACAUAAAAUGUUACGUACUGGAAGCAUCACUGAAGACACUAUGAUAAGUUUAAAUAUAGUGACAGAUUGUUGUUAUGCAUGGAAUAUAAUGGAAUCAUUUAUUGAUGCAAUGCAAGCUAGUAUAAAAGAAAGUCCUCCUACUGUAAUAAAAUUAAAAGCGCUAUUUUUAAAAAUGGCCUCAGCAUUAGAGACUCCCUUAUUAAGAAUAAAUCAAGCGCGUAGUGCAGAUUUAUCAUCUGUAUCACAAUAUUUUAGCAGAGAAUUAGAAAAAUAUGCAAGACGUGUUUUGCAAAUAAUACCCGAAACUGUGUUUGGAUUGCUUGCGCAAAUAGUAUAUCUCGAAACCAAUGCUUUCAAAGAAAUCCCUACUAAACUGCCAAAAGAGAAACUGAAAGAUUAUGCACAACUAGAUGAUAGAUUACAAAUGGCUAAAUUAACAUAUACUGUAUCAGUAUUUACAAAAGGUGUGCUCUCUUUGAAAAGUGUUCCACUGGGUGUGUUAAGAGUCGAUUCGCAUCGUCUUUUGGAAGAUGGUAUACGACAAGAACUUGUAAAAAAAGUGACGCUAGCUUUAGAUAAUGGUCUUGUUUUUGAACCAAAAUCAAAAACAUCAUUGCUGCAGAAACUUCAUAAUUUAGCAGCAAUUAUGGACGGUUAUCGCAAAUCAUUCCAAUAUAUUCAAGAUUAUAUAAACAUUAACAGUUUAAAAAUAUGGCAUGAAGAAAUGACAUAUAUUAUAAAUAAUGCAGUGGAAGAAGAAUGUGCAACAACUAUAUAUAUUGAACAUUCUCUUGCCUGGUAUGAUCUCAAAACGCAAACAGAAGUAUUAAAUUAUAAAAUUUUUUCAAGAACAUUAGAAGCAAUUGGUACACCUGGUUUAACAGGACUUGACAAACUUAUUUCAUAUUAUAUUAUUGCUGAAAUAAACAAUAUAAUAAAUUAUAUAGAGAAGAAUAUUCGUAAUAAAACGUGGACAUCCACAAUUGAUCAUUUCGAUGCAAUAUUAACUUCUAUGGAUAUUCAUAAAGGUAAUGUAUCGAAACUUCAUAGUUCUAUCUUUACUCAAACAAAUAAAUUCUGCCCUCAACUAUUAGAAUGGAUAUUAAAAGUUGGGCAUUAUCAACUUCUUAAAAAGAAAAUAGCAUAUGAAUUAAACACUGCUUGUAAAUUUGAAGCAAAACACAUGGAAGCAGCACUUCAAACAUUAAACAAAGCUAUUUUAUUUGAAAUUGAUAAACAAUAUAAUAGUGACCAAAAUGAAGCUGAAAAAAAUGAUUUAUUACAUGAACUUAAUACUAGAUUAGAUUGGGCUGGUAUAAAUAAUCCUCAUAACAAUAUUUAUGUUAAAUCACCAAACAUAAAUAAUAUUGAACUUAUUAUGUUUUUACUUACUAUAUUACAAUUACCUAAACUGUAUUAUUGCAAAAAUACAGGAAGUCUUUUGAGUAAAAAAUCACAAGAUCCUCUUGAUGCUGUUGUUUUUGUUAUUGGAAUACAAACUAUACUACGUCAAUGUACUUUUUCCGCAAUGACGCGCUAUGUUAAAUAUCUUUGUACGUACGUUCUUUCGUGUGUUACCCCGGAUGGUGCAAAAACAGGAAAUGAUGGAGAAUCCGAAGGGACUAAUACUUUACAUAUUUUGGAGUUACUUAUAAAAUAUUGCGGUAUAUCACAAUCGCUUAUACUCAGAGAAAUUCCUAUAAUCAUCAUGGAUCACUUCCAAGCCAAGAGUGCUAGAUAA
Habropoda laboriosa is the source of this 3434-nucleotide messenger RNA. RefSeq names its product WASH complex subunit strumpellin (gene Strump). The transcript has 16 exons. Lineage: Eukaryota; Metazoa; Arthropoda; Insecta; Hymenoptera; Apidae. Gene Ontology annotation, biological process: endosome fission; actin filament polymerization; endosome organization. The record is from RefSeq and is a predicted model, not a curated record. Gene Ontology annotation, cellular component: endosome; WASH complex.